Messenger RNA from Nicotiana tabacum (common tobacco), 2331 nucleotides. The record is from RefSeq and is a predicted model, not a curated record. NCBI's taxonomy places the organism in Eukaryota, Viridiplantae, Streptophyta, Magnoliopsida, Solanales, Solanaceae.
CGGACACAAGGAGAAAGCAAAGGAGCUCAAUUAGGUUCACAAAAGAUGGUUUAAUGGAAACCCAGAAAUAGAGUAAAGUAUACGAUGAAAAUCUACGGACCCUGAACCGGCUGAGUGUUGAGAACGGAGAUUGCCAAGUUUGAAUUCAAUUCACUCUAUUAAAUCUUCAUGUUUUCAAAGAGAACUAUUCAUCACCUUUACAAGUCUUCUGAUUAUCUUCGCCAGGAAAUUUGGCAUUUUCAAUAUUGGAAACCAUUUAUAUUGAACAAUUGUACUUUUACUAGCUGUGCAAGUAUAAAUUCGCUGGUUCUUGAUGAUUUUUCAGAUGAAGAAAAUGUAUAUUAUCCGUCUAUUAUUCAUCCUCAUAUAGCGAAAGACAAUGGCUAUUUUGAUCAUACUUAUUAUCUAAGCCUACUAGAUAGUUGCUUGAGUGAAGAGUCAAUUGUGGAUGCCAAGAAACUACUUGGGAAGUUGUUGAAAUUGGGAUUUGGCUCCGAUUAUUGGAUUGCUGCUAGGUUUCUUGAUAUUUAUGUUGCUGGUGGAGAUUUAUCUGGUGCAUUGCAAAUAUUUGAUAAUUUGCCAAGUCGGAUUAAAAACGUGUCUUGCUGGAACAUAUUAUUGUCUGGUUUUACACGGACGAAAAGAAAUGAUGCAGUUCUAAAUCUGUUCUCUCGAAUGUUAAGAGAAGAUGUUAAUCCAGAUGAGUGCACAUUUUCCCAAGUUCUGCAAGCCUGCAGUUAUAACAAGGUUGCUUUUCGUUUUCGGGGUGUUGAACAGAUUCAUGCUUUGAUUAUGCGCUAUGGUCUUGGAUUGAAGCUCAUUGUUUGUAACCGUUUGAUUGAUUUGUAUUCUAAGAAUGGAUUUGUAGAUUCUGCUAAGCAAGUCUUUGAGGAUAUGGUGGUAAGAGAUAGUUCUUCUUGGGUUGCCAUGUUAUCUGGUUUUUGUAAAAACGAACGAGGAGAAGAUGGUAUUCUCCUAUAUAAGGAUAUGCGUAAAUUUGGAGUUAUUCCUACUCCGUAUGUUUUCUCAAGUGUUAUAAGUGCAUCCACAAAGAUAAAAGCUUUUGAGUUGGGAGAACAGCUCCAUGCUAGUAUCUAUAAAUGGGGAUAUUUAACUAAUGUUUUUGUUGGUAAUGCUCUUGUGACAUUGUAUUCUCGGUGUGGAUACUUAACAUUAGCAGAACAAGUAUUUAUUGAAAUGCCGCAGAAGGAUGGAGUUACCUAUAAUUCCCUAAUCUCUGGUCUCUCUUUGAAAGGAUUCAGUGAUAAGGCUCUACAGUUAUUCGAGAAAAUGCAGUUAGGUUCGUUAAAACCCGAUUGUGUUACAAUUGCAAGUGUCUUGGGUGCUUGUGCAUCGUUAGGAGCUCUUCAGAAGGGAAGACAAUUGCAUUCUUAUGCAGCAAAGGCAGGUCUAUGCUCAGAUAGCAUAAUUGAAGGUUCUUUACUUGACCUUUAUGUUAAGUGCUCUGACAUUGAAACAGCCCAUAAAUUUUUCCUUGGAAGCCAGAUGGAAAACAUUGUUUUGUGGAAUGUGAUGCUCGUGGGUUAUGGACAGACGGGUGAUUUGGAUGAAUCAUUCCAAAUCUUUUCGCAGAUGCAGGGUAAAGGGCUACAACCUAAUCAAUACACAUACCCCAGUAUAUUGAGAACUUGUACAUCUGUUGGUGCUCUGUAUCUUGGAGAGCAAAUACAUAGCCAAGUAUUAAAAACUGGCUUUUGGCAGAAUGUUUAUGUGUGUAGUGUGCUUAUAGAUAUGUAUGCCAAACAUGAAAAAUUGGAUGCAGCAGAGAAAAUCUUUUGGCGUCUAAAUGAGGAAGAUGUUGUAUCUUGGACAUCCAUGAUCGCUGGAUAUGCUCAGCAUGACUUGUUUGUUGAAGCUCUAAAACUUUUUAGAAAAAUGCAACACCAUGAAAUUCGAUCAGAUAACAUAGGAUUUGCAAGUGCAACUAGUGCAUGUGCCGGCAUUCAAGCAUUCAAUCAAGGGCGACAAAUCCAUGCCCAGUCAGUGGUGUCAGGCUACUCAUUAGAUCAUUCAAUAGGCAAUGCAUUGAUUUUUCUCUAUGCUAGAUGCGGCAGAAUACAAGAUGCGUAUGCAUCAUUUGACAAAAUUGAUACCAGAGAUAUUAUUUCGUGGAAUGGCUUGGUAUCAGGAUUUGCCCAAAGUGGAUUUUGCGAAGAAGCACUGAAAGUGUUUUCUAGAUUGAAUGGACAUGGAGUGGAAGCUAACAUGUUCACAUACGGAUCUGCUGUUAGUGCAGCUGCUAAUACCACCGAUAUUAAACAGGGGAAGCAGAUUCAUGCUAGAAUAAUAAAGACUGGUUAUAAUGCUGAA